This is a messenger RNA of Camelina sativa (false flax), 435 nucleotides long. RefSeq lists its product as uncharacterized. NCBI's taxonomy places the organism in Eukaryota, Viridiplantae, Streptophyta, Magnoliopsida, Brassicales, Brassicaceae. The record is from RefSeq and is a predicted model, not a curated record. Gene Ontology annotation, molecular function: zinc ion binding.
AUGGUGAGCCAAAGUUCAGGGUCUGAUGUGAAUUCAAACCGGAGCUGGGAUCCUCUUUGCAGCACAUGUGGUAGAGUUACAACUGUUGCGAAGUCAUGGACCAAUGACAAUCCGGGUAGAAGAUUCUAUAAAUGUGUUGUUCAUGGAUUCUGCAAUUGGGCAGAUGAACACUCACCAUAUGGGUGGCAGAAGGUGAGCUUACUAGAGGCGAUAGAUGAGAUUAAGCAGCUGAAAGAAUCUCUUAGGGCAAUGAAUGAGCAAAUGGUAAGUGGUUCCAACACCGAUUUACUGAAGACAGAGGAUGAAGAGAAAAAGAAGCUCGAGAUUUCAGUUAUGGCAGCUACUGAGAGGGAAAAAAUGCUUCGACAGUUCAUCUUGUUGUCUUGGGGCGGAUUCAUUGUUGUAAUUGGGUUGAUUCUUGCAAUGGGGAAGUAG